CUUUUUAGCAGUAGAAAACUGGAAAGUGAAGUGGGAAACAGAGCGUGCAAUAUUUUGGCUAGAGAGAGAAAAUUAAUGGACUAAUUAGAGAGAGAAACCAAACAAACCAUCUUUUCAAAAUUUGCAGGUUGUUGGAAUAUCGUGUCGGGGCGUGUCUCAUAAUAUUUCUUUCCUAUUCAGAAAUUUUAAUAGGAAAAAAAUUUUGAUUUUGGAAAAUUAUUGAAUAUAAUAUAAUAAUAUUCUUGUUUCCUUUGGUGUGUGAGUGUGUUAAGAUCUUGUGAAAUAUUUAUAAUUAAUAAUUACUACUACUAUACCACUUCUUUUCUGCAUAAUAUUACUAUAUAAUGUUAGUUGGGGUUCAUAUAAAACAUACUCUGAGUUAACCAAGAGAAGCUUGAAGAUCAUAAAUUAUCACCAAUUUUAAUGGAUGUCAACAUGAGCUUUUCAAAUGACAUGGAUGAUGAGUAUGAGAAACUUUUCAGGAGAUUGAAUCCUCCCAGGGUUGUCAUUGAUAAUGAAUCCUCCAAAAAUGCUACUGUUAUAAGGGUGGACAGUGCAAACAAGCAUGGUAUACUUCUUGAGGUUGUGCAAGUUCUAACUGAUCUUAACCUUAUCAUAACCAAAGCUUACAUUUCUUCUGAUGGUGGCUGGUUUAUGGAUGUAUUUAAUGUUAGGGAUCAAGAGGGAAACAAGAUUACUGAUGAAGCAAUUCUGGAUUUUAUUCGAAAAUCUUUGGGGCCUGAAUCGUCCUUUACGUCUUCUAUGAGAUCUGUUGGGGUUAUACCAUCUAUGGACCAUACAGCGAUUGAGUUAACAGGAAGUGACAGACCAGGACUGCUAUCUGAAGUAAGUGCUGUGCUCAACCACCUAAAAUGCAAUGUGGUCAGUGCAGAGGUUUGGACUCACAAUACUCGGGCUGCGGCUGUUAUGCAAGUGACUGAUGACGAAACUGGGUCUGCGAUUAUUGAUCCGGAGAGGCUGUCUAGGAUUAAGGAGCUUCUCUGUAAUUUACUUAAGGGUAGUAACAUGUCUAGGGGAGCUAAGACUGUGGUUUCUCAUGGAAUCACUCAUAAGGAGAGAAGGCUUCACCAAAUGAUGUUUGCGGAUAGGGAUUAUGAACGAACAAAUGACAAGGUUUCAGAUGAGAAGCAGAGACCAAAUGUGACUGUCGUUAAUUGGUAUGACAAGGACUACUCGGUAGUAACUUUAAGGAGCAAAGAUAGGCCAAAACUUCUCUUCGAUACAGUAUGCACUUUGACGGAUAUGGAUUAUGUAGUUUUUCAUGCCAAUAUUGAUGCCGAAGGACCCGAAGCCUAUCAGGAAUACUGUAUCAGACAUAUUGAUGGUUCCCCUGUAAAAUCAGAUGCUGAAAGGAUGAGGAUAAUACAAUGUCUUGAAGCAGCUAUUGAGAGAAGAGUAUCUGAGGGUCUGAAGUUAGAAUUAUGCACAACGGACAGAGUUGGGCUGCUAUCCGACGUUACUCGCAUCUUUCGAGAAAACAGCCUCACUGUCACAAGAGCAGAAGUGUCAACCAGAGAUGGCAAAGCUAUUAAUACAUUCUACGUUCGUGAUGCUUCAGGGUAUCAUGUGGAUGCCAAAACCAUAGAUUCAAUCCGACAAGAAAUCGGUCAGACAAUACUGAAAGUGAAAGGCAACCCUGAAGAUCUUAAAUCAUCAUCUCAGGAAUCACCCACCAGGUUUCUCUUUGGUGGUCUCUUUAAGUCCAGAUCUUUUGUUAACUUCGGAUUGGUUAGGUCGUAUUCUUGAAUCAGUUUCUAGGUUUUACCCCCUUCCACAUUGUACAUAAAAAACCCCUCAGCAACAAAAUUAACUACAAACCAAAGUUUUUAGCAUAUGUGUGACUUUUAAGGUUAGGAACUAAGCAAAGCCAUUUGCCAAAAGAGGUAGAGAGAGCCAUAGGGAUAAGUAGAAAUGCUUGUAAUGUUAGAAGUGGAUCCAAUCUAAAGUUGGAGCCAUGAAUGAGAACAAACAAAAUGAAAAUGGAAUCUUACUUUCAACUUGUGUAUAUAAUUGAAUAUUGCUUUCAA
This is a messenger RNA of Mercurialis annua (annual mercury), 2048 nucleotides long. RefSeq names its product ACT domain-containing protein ACR4. The record is from RefSeq and is a predicted model, not a curated record. Bases 424 to 1767 code for a protein of 447 amino acids. The transcript has 7 exons. Lineage: Eukaryota; Viridiplantae; Streptophyta; Magnoliopsida; Malpighiales; Euphorbiaceae.